This is a messenger RNA of Eriocheir sinensis (Chinese mitten crab), 4529 nucleotides long. It is a transcript of the gene DCAF12, whose product is annotated as DDB1- and CUL4-associated factor 12 homolog. Gene Ontology annotation, cellular component: Cul4-RING E3 ubiquitin ligase complex. Lineage: Eukaryota; Metazoa; Arthropoda; Malacostraca; Decapoda; Varunidae. Gene Ontology annotation, molecular function: protein binding. The record is from RefSeq and is a predicted model, not a curated record. The transcript is spliced from 10 exons. The coding region runs from base 102 to 1679 and encodes 525 amino acids.
CCGGAAAUAGUUUGGCCAGUGUAUCUUGGGCAGUGGAGGAGGAAGGACGUUGCGCUGCGCUCCCGAAGGUCUAGUCACGUGGUAUACAGGCUGUCGAAAGCAUGGCCACCACCCACACCAUCCGCACGGUCGGGUGUGUUCCGGCCCACUUUGUCGCCAGGAAGAAGACUCGCGGACGGCAGGGCAAUGUUGGCUACCACCGCGCUCCACUCAUACACGGAGAGGUGGAGCAGAAGAUUGAUGAGUUCAUGCUGUACAGUGAGGAUGAGGAGGAGGAGGAGGAGAAUGAUAUCGAGGAGGAGGAGAGUGCCAGGGACGGGGGGGGGUACAUAGCUCUGGGGGGCAUGCCUCUACACAACCACCCCCCCUCCGCCAACAACAACAACAACAACCAACACAACAACGCCUCCUCCGCUCUGUGCUCCGGCUCCGCGCCCUCAUCCGCGUCGUCGCUGUUUUUGUUGAAGCGGAAGCAAAGUUUUAUACAGAGGUACCAACCACUCAGCCGUAACUUCGCCGACUACGUGUUGACGCGAUCGAGGGGGUGCGGCCGCCUCGAACACCAGCACAUCAAUGAGGAGUUUGGCACCAGGCACAUGUUGACCACCGGGAUGUUCAAGGAGCGUCCGAUUCCACUCAACAGGAUCAACAAGGUGUUCUGCUCCCAGUGGCUCAGUGACCAUCAGAUAGCCAUGGGGACAAAGUGCAAUAAGCUGAUGGUAUAUGAUGUCAACACCAGGCAGAUGGAUGUCAUUCCCUCGCUGCGCAGCCCCGAGCAGGCCCGGCCCCCAGAGCAGCAGCAGUGCGGGAUUCACUCCAUCGAGAUCAACCCAUCGCGGACGCUGUUGGCAACCGGGGCGCUGAACUCAAACGAUAUCGCCGUGUACAGACUCCCCACGCUGGACCCUGUGUGUGUGGGGGACAGAGCUCACAAGGAUUGGAUAUUUGAUAUGUGUUGGCUGGAUGACCAAUUCCUUGUAUCAGGCUCCAGAGACACCCACCUAGCGCUAUGGAAGGUGGACGACGACUCCGAGAGGGCAGGCGAGGCGGGGGGACUCCCAAACUACCACCAAAUCCGUCCCGUCCGCGUCAAGAAGUGCAACGGGGCGGAGAAGGUGCGCGCCGUCAUCUUCAACCCUAGCUACUCCGAGGUGGUCGCCCUCUCGCUCAACGCCUACGUGCACGUCUGGGAUGCCAACCGGUUCGUGCAGAAGAUGUCCCGCAAGUUGCCGCACUCCAUGGAGAAUGUCUGUCUCACCUGCAAAGAAGACUCCUCGCUCUACGCCAUCGGAUCCAAGUCACACACCACCCUGUUGGACCCUCGGACUUUGCACCAUGUUAGGAAGGUCAACGCGCGCAUCACCGGCUGUGGGAUCCGGUCGGUAUCCUUCCACGGCGAAAUCCUGACUAUCGGCACGGGGGUCGGCGCUAUAAUGUUCUUCGACAUGCGCGCCGGGAAAUACAUGGAGAGUACAAUGAACAGUGGCCGCGCCGUUGUCCUGAAGAGCACCAAGGGCUGGGUGAGCGCAGACGACCAAUACCAUGAUGUCUUUCACAAUGUUGAGUACACGCCUGCUAUAUACACACAUUGCUACGACUGGUCCGGAAUGCGGCUCUUCACGGCGGGCGGCCCUCUCCCCGCCUCACUCAAGGGGAACUACGCUGCCCUUUGGUGCUGAGAGUGGGCAGGGUAGCGGAUGACUGGUGUGUGUUUGACGGGUGAGGUGAGAGGGUUGGUCUUUCCGAGGGAUGAUGAUGGGUGAUAUUUCUGGGGGUGUUGUGUGUGUGGGUGAAAUAGUGGAUGAGAAGUGUGAGGAGGUGGAUGAUUGGGUGAUGACGACGCCACGGGUGAUGUCUCAGAUAGGUGUUGAAAUACGUGGUGUUGUACAUGUGAGUGAGGAUGGGGAUGGAUAGGCUGAGUUAGUUAUGAGUGUGUGUGGUGAUGAGUGAUGAUGGGUGAUGUUUCCAAGAGGGUGGGAGUGGCUAGGCUGGGUUAGUCAUGAGUGUGUGUGGUGAUGAGUGAUGUUUAUGAGUGUGUAGGGGUGUGUGAAAGGCUGAGGAAAGAAGGGGAAGGAGAUGGGAGGUGCGUGUAAGGAAAGGAGAAGGGAAAGGGUUAUGAAACGUGUCUUAAGUGGUGACAUACGACCCCGUAGAAAUAGGUGAUGUCAUGUAUAUCUGAGUGGUGAUUGGUGAUGCUUGAGGGGGUAGGAGAGGAUGGGGGUAGUGGUGUGUUUGUGUGUGAUUGAUAGUGAUGAUUGGGGGUGUAUGUGAAUGGGUGUAAGAAAUGAUAUUGGUGGUAUUUCUGAGUAUGUGUGUGUGUGUGUGUGUGUGUGUGUGUGUGUGUAGGGGGGGGGAAAGGGAAGGGAGAGAGGGGAGGAGUUAGGAAAGGGAGGUGGAGUGUGUGUGUGUGUGUGUGUGUGUGGAGUGCAAUAGUGGGUGAAUGUGAUGUGGAUUUACUGUUCCCUGCGGAGUUUGUGUUGGUAGGGUUGGUGGAACAGCUGGUAUGUGGAGUGAUGUGUGUUUUAUAGAGUGGAGUAAGUGGAAGAGGUGACUGUUGGUUAAGUGUGGAGGAGUGUGAGUGUUUUAUAGAGUGGAGUAAGUGAGUGGAAGGGGUGGUGGAGGAGGUGACUGAGUUAGCUAGUAUGUGAGUGUGGUUUAAUUCAUUUCAUAUUGGUAGUAUUAAUAUUAUUUCUAUUAUUAUUACGACAUUUUCAAAAAGGACUGUAUUCCUCCCCUACACCCCACUCCCUUCAGUAAGCUCCUAAGCUCCUGGCCGGGCAAGUUAGGAUGCUGCUGACUGGCUGUUGGUCUUUCCGAAGGGGGUAGAAAUGAGUGGGUUCCAUGUCUGAGGGGUGAGGUUAGGAGUGGGUUUGUUGUGUGGGUUCAUGGGUCACAUCUCUGUCGCCCAGCACACUCACAAAGGUUCGGAAAGGCUAAAGUUCGAACCACUACCGGGGGGAUGCGAGUAUGCCCAGUUGUCAUUCUUCUAUAGGAAUCACCUCACCCCACUAGCACCCAGACCCUGCCACUCCCAUUCUCAUCAAACUGGCUGUCCUCACGACCCCUGCAGGACAUUCAACAUACACUCUGUCCCUGCCCCUCAUCUCAGUCAUUCGCACAACCUCACAAAGCCCUUAUGACGCAAGGCUCUCCCUGGAAGCUGAACCGUGUUAGACUCGGGGAUGAAGUGAUAUCUCCUCUGCUGUUCCAUUCCAGUAUCAUCUCUGCUCUCCCUUGUGACUCAGCCUGGAGACCUCUGAGCAAGCGCAUCUUCAGUGUAGCAAAGUCUGUCACUCGAGAACGCAUCGCUACAUAUGUCCCUGUUCUUGUUGAUGUGGUGUUCGGCGUAGUGAAAAUGAUGUUAGAGUGUUUUACAGUGACUCAAAAUUCUGUGUGUUGUGUGAUUGAUGAGAUCAGGAAAAAAAUAGGGAGUGUUUCUGAAUGUUUGGUAGUGAGUUGGGUGAUGGGAGAUGCAAGACCCAUUCACUCGACUCAUUCACACAAGACCCAUUCACUCACACAAGAUACCCACUCCUAACCUCACCACCUCUCAGACACAGGAUAGCCCGCCCAACCCUACCCCCUCAGAAAGACCGACAGCAAUGGAUAGUGUUGACUCUCCUGGGCUUAACGAACAGGGAACCCAUCGCUGCGCUCACCCUGUCUUGAGGCUGUGACACUCCCACUGUUCUUCCGUGGUGAAAGAGAACAAGCUGAACCCUUUACAUAUCACCACCAGACAUGUACGGUCACCCCUUAACACUCACAGGGGUCACGAAACAGAGACUCCUGCUAAUGUUAAAUUCCUGCCCUAUUUAAAAACAUUCCUCGACAGCCCAGAAUGCAACCCACAACUGUGCAGAGGGAAUGAGAAAGAUAACCCUGCCUCUCUCUCUAUCUAUCUAUCUAUCGGGGUGGGUGAGGGAUACAUGGAUUGACAUAUGAGCGGAGAGGGAGGGAGGGAGGGGGUCCUUUAUGUGUCUGGGGGGCAUGUAUCUGUGGGGUUUGUAAACAUACUGUGGGGUGACAUCUGUGGGUCCUGUGAGCUGAGAGAGAGAGAGAGAGAGAGAGAGAGAGAGAGAGAGACACACACACACACACACACACACACACACACACACACACACACACACACACAUUCUUAGCACAUGUCCAAUCCAUCUCAUUCAUCCACCCCCUCCACACCCCAUUCCACUUGUCACACCCACACUAAACCUUCCAUAUACAUCCAUUCUCACUCCAUUUCCCAAACAUCUCAGAGCUCCACACCUCACCCAUCCACCCUUCUGCCCCCUCCACAUCUCACUCCUCUCCCUGUCUGACCCACACUAAACCCUUCCACGCACACCCAUUUCAUUGUCAGCACAUAUCCAAAACCACCUCAGUACUGCACCCUACCCUUCCACCCCCUCCACAUUCCACUCCUCUUCCUGUCUGAUCCACACUAACCCUUCCACACACACUCAUUCUCAGCACAUGUCCAAAUCAUCUCAGAGCUCACACCUCACUCCACCCACCCACCCACACCC